Molecule: messenger RNA, 309 nt
Organism: Acaulospora morrowiae
Lineage: Eukaryota; Fungi; Glomeromycota; Glomeromycetes; Diversisporales; Acaulosporaceae
Source: the annotation of a GenBank genome assembly
GUAGCGCAAGAGUUGAACGUGCCGGUGGUCAAUUUGUGGAAAGUGAUUAUGGACUUGGUAGAAGGAAAUUCCGAAUUUACUUUGAAAGAUUAUUUGAGUGACGGGCUACAUCUAAGCUCCCUUGGAAACGAGGAAAGUGUGAACAACACUCUUUUUAAAGCAUUAAUGGAGGUUAUUCUUGCUAAUUGGCCAGAGAUGGAUCCGGAAAAACUUCCAAUGAUUCAACCUGUUUGGAGCGAUGUCGAUCCUGAAAACGGCAGUGAGAUUUUCAAGUUUGACGAUGAAUUCAUUUGUAACCGAUUUAAAUAA